CCCGCGGGGCUGAGGCCGGGGCCGCCGCCGCCGCGGGGCGGGGGCCGCGGCAAGAUGGCGGACCUGGAGGCGGUGCUGGCCGACGUGAGCUACCUGAUGGCCAUGGAGAAGAGCAAGGCCACGCCGGCCGCCCGCGCCAGCAAGAAGAUCCUGCUGCCCGAGCCCAGCAUCCGCAGUGUCAUGCAGAAGUACCUGGAGGACCGGGGGGAGGUGACCUUCGACAAGAUCUUUGCACAGAAGAUCGGGUACCUGCUCUUCCGUGACUUCGCCCUCAACCAGGCAGAGGAGGCCAAACCCCUCAUGGAGUUUUACGAGGAGAUCAAGAAGUAUGAGAAGCUGGACUCCGAGGAGGAGCGAACUGCCCGGAGCCGCCACAUCUUUGACCAUUACAUUAUGAAGGAGCUGCUGGCCUGCUCCCAUCCCUUCUCCAAGAGUGCCACAGAGCAUGUCCAGAGCCGCCUGAGCAAGAAACAGGUGCCCCCAGACCUCUUCCAGCCCUACAUUGAGGAGAUCUGCCAGAACCUGCGUGGGGGAAUCUUCCAGAAAUUCAUUGAGAGUGACAAGUUCACACGAUUCUGCCAGUGGAAGAACGUGGAGCUGAACAUCCAUCUGACGAUGAAUGACUUCAGCGUUCACCGCAUCAUUGGCCGUGGCGGCUUUGGGGAGGUCUACGGCUGCCGAAAAGCAGAUACAGGCAAAAUGUACGCCAUGAAGUGUUUGGACAAGAAGCGCAUCAAGAUGAAACAAGGCGAGACACUGGCCCUCAAUGAGCGCAUCAUGUUAUCCCUCGUCAGCACUGGGGACUGCCCAUUCAUCGUGUGCAUGUCAUAUGCCUUCCACACGCCCGACAAGCUCAGCUUCAUCCUCGACCUCAUGAAUGGGGGGGACCUGCACUAUCACCUGUCUCAGCAUGGCGUCUUCUCAGAGGCGGAGAUGCGAUUCUAUGCAGCCGAGAUCAUCCUGGGCCUGGAGCACAUGCACAGCCGCUUUGUGGUGUAUCGUGAUCUCAAGCCAGCAAACAUCCUUCUGGAUGAAUUUGGGCAUGUCCGUAUCUCAGACCUGGGCCUGGCCUGCGAUUUCUCCAAGAAGAAGCCUCAUGCCAGUGUGGGCACCCACGGGUACAUGGCUCCAGAGGUGCUGCAGAAAGGAGUAGCGUAUGACAGCAGCGCUGACUGGUUCUCACUGGGCUGCAUGCUCUUCAAACUGCUACGAGGGCACAGCCCCUUCCGGCAGCACAAGACAAAGGACAAGCAUGAGAUUGACCGUAUGACCCUCACCAUGGCUGUGGAGCUGCCUGACUCCUUCUCCCCAGAGCUGUGCUCCUUGCUUGAAGGGCUGCUGCAGCGAGAUGUCAACCGGCGGCUGGGCUGCAUGGGACGCGGGGCUCAAGAAGUGAAGGAGGAGCCAUUCUUCAAGGGCCUGGACUGGCAGAUGGUUUUCCUUCAGAAGUACCCACCACCCCUGAUCCCACCCCGUGGGGAGGUGAACGCAGCUGAUGCCUUCGACAUUGGCUCCUUUGAUGAGGAAGACACAAAGGGCAUCAAGCUGCUGGAGAGUGACCAGGAGCUGUACCGCAACUUCCCGCUCACCAUCUCGGAGCGGUGGCAGCAGGAGGUGACGGAGACUGUCUUUGAGGCUGUCAAUGCUGACACCGACAAGCUGGAGGCUCGCAAGAAAGCCAAGAACAAGCAACUGGGCCACGAGGAAGAUUACGCCAUGGGCAAGGACUGCAUCAUGCAUGGCUACAUGGCGAAGCUGGGCAACCCCUUCCUCACACAGUGGCAGCGACGCUACUUCUACCUCUUCCCCAACCGCCUUGAGUGGCGUGGGGAGGGUGAGUCGCCGCAGUCCCUGCUCACCAUGGAGGAGAUCGACUCCGUGGAGGAGACACAGGUGAAGGAGCGGAAGUGCAUCUUGCUCCGUAUCCGUGGGGGCAAGCAGUUCGUGCUGCAGUGCGACAGCGACCCUGAGCUGGCACAGUGGCGGAAGGAGCUGCGCGACGCCCAGCGCCAGGCCCAGCAGCUGCUGCAGCGGGUGCCACGCAUGCAGAACAAGCCCCGCUCACCCGUGGUGGAGCUCAGCAAAGUGCCGUUCAUCCAGCGCUCCGCCAAUGGCCUCUGACCCAGUGCCUGCCCACCCACCCACGUGCCCUUGUUCCCUGCUCCCACCCCGCCUCUAAUUUAUUGGGUUGGGUUCCUGCGUGCCCUGUCACCUUUUGUUGUCCCCAUGCUGGGCGUUGCUGGCCUACUGUGCGCCAGCCUGGCCCACUGGGUGCUUUGGUGCCUGUUUGCCCUGCUGCCAGGCACCCACAAAGCUGGGCGCAGAGGGGACACAUCCCCAGCAUCAGUCUUAGGCCAGCCUCUAGCCUGAGGGACACAGGCACUGAUGCUGGGCAUGAAGCUCCACUUGGCACCUCUCCCCUGUGAACUCUUCAGCUAAGAUGAAGGUAGCCUCGAUGCCCGCCCCUCUCUACACCACUCUCCGCUUGGCACUUGUGGCCUCUACCCCAUGCCUGCUUCGCCACAACUGUGUGUGCCAAACUGGCUGGGUGAAUGCCUAGCUGUGACCUAGCAGAGUCCUGGCCAAUUUGUUUCACCUGGCCUUUGCCCACCUCCCAGGGAGCAGGCAUGCCCCAGCCUGGCUGUGCCCACCCUGAGGGUGCCCCAGCUUGGCCGUGCCCGCCUUGUGGGUGCCAUGUCCUCUGUGUGUGUGUGUGUCUGUGUCUGUGUCUGUGUGUGUCUGUGUCUGUGUGUGUCUGUGCCCGGGGGGACCCCGUGUAAAUAUUGUGCCAUGGGCCCCCUGCGCCGCCCGCGUGUACCAGCCCUGCCCAGCACAUGUGCCCCUGCUGCCACCCCACUGCAUGACGAUAUCCUGGGCAAGGGCGGGCUAACACUAGGCCCCUGCUGGCCCCCAGCCUCAAGCCAACGGGGUGGCAAUGCCUAGCUGCGGGGCAUUAAGGUGAUCAAUAAGGAAAGAGCAGUGCUCCCCCACCACACACACAGCUGGCCCCAUGUGAGCCUGGCCUGCUGCCUGUGUUCCCAGUGCUAUCCCAGUGCCUGGUGGGCACAGGGGCAGGAUGCCACCUCCCAGUGCCCACCUCUGCCUCCCGCCCUGCUCCCUGGCAGCACCUGUAAAUAUUGGUAUCCAGUUGGUCUGCACUGGGUGGGCAGAGGUGGUACCAGGGGUGGCAGCUGAUCUGUGAAUGUGAUUUUAAUGACCAGAGACGUGAGAAUGCAAAAAAAAAAAAAAAAAAAAAAAAAAAAGAGAGAGAGAGAGAGAGAGAGAAAAGAAAAAGAAAGUUUUUAUAAUAAAAACCUGGAAAAUCCAGCUUUAUCUUGUUGUGGGGAUUACAGUGCUCCCAUGCCGUGUCUCUCAGUGGCGACUCUGCUUGCCUGCUGCCCCCAGCUCUGGCUGAGCUUUGGGUCACCACAGCCCCCCAAAUGGGCAUGCUGGUACACUGGGGACAUGUUGGGGUGCAGGUGGAGGCUGGCACCAUGCCAGCCCUGGUGCCCUGUGGGACGGGUCUCGGAGCAGGCGUGGACAGUGCUGGAGAAGGUGGGCACGGCUGCGUGGGAAGGAUGCCUGCUUUGGCUCUCAGCUCGGGAGGGAUGUGCAGCAGAUUCAGACAGACAGAGGGGUCUAGUUCCCCCAUGCCUAUGCUGUCCCCAUGCCAGCGGCACCAGGCAGUGUCCCUCCCACCUGCAUCCCAUGCAGGUGACACACCUGGGGCAAGGCCGCAGGAAUCAGCUGCCCAGCCUGCACAGUGACAUUCGCAUGCCUGCUCCCACCCCAGCAUCUCUUCCACCCAACCCACUGCACUGGGGCCAGGGCUGGUCCUACCCCCGCCCCUUCCCAGUCAAGGUCCUUACUGCUUCCAGGGUGUUUAUUGGGGGCAGGAAGGGAUUGCCAGGGCUGGAUGGUGACAAGACCUGGGUCUGUGCCCCAGGCGGCUGCCUGGAGGAUUCUCUGAGGUCUAAUAAAGGGGUUGUGCUGAGGCCACUCCCAGCAUA
This is a messenger RNA of Rhea pennata, 4010 nucleotides long. RefSeq names its product G protein-coupled receptor kinase 2 (gene GRK2). The coding region runs from base 55 to 2121 and encodes 688 amino acids. The record is from RefSeq and is a predicted model, not a curated record. Gene Ontology annotation, molecular function: G protein-coupled receptor kinase activity; G protein-coupled receptor binding; ATP binding. NCBI's taxonomy places the organism in Eukaryota, Metazoa, Chordata, Aves, Rheiformes, Rheidae. Gene Ontology annotation, biological process: protein phosphorylation; regulation of the force of heart contraction; G protein-coupled receptor signaling pathway. The transcript is spliced from 21 exons.